Molecule: messenger RNA, 5331 nt
Organism: Toxotes jaculatrix (banded archerfish)
Lineage: Eukaryota; Metazoa; Chordata; Actinopteri; Toxotidae
Product: ATP-binding cassette sub-family D member 2-like
Exons: 10
Coding region: 250-2463 (737 amino acids)
Biological process (GO): long-chain fatty acid import into peroxisome; peroxisome organization; very long-chain fatty acid catabolic process
Cellular component (GO): peroxisomal membrane
Molecular function (GO): long-chain fatty acid transmembrane transporter activity; ATP binding; ATP hydrolysis activity
Source: RefSeq, a predicted model, not a curated record
UUGCAGUAUAGAGGAAGUCUGCCUUGCGGUUUUAUUUUUGACAGAUAAAACCGGAAGUGUAGUUGGUGUAGCUUGUUGUAAUUGACGCUGGUACUGAAAUGAGCAGGAUGUAGCGGUACAUGUAUCGGGCUCGCUUCACAUCAAUCCAGCCAUCAGAGGUCCGUCUCUCUUUUUAUGUCGACGCGGUAAGUCGGGCUUGGGGGAUGGGUGUUGUAAGGAUUGUCAGCAGAGACGACUAACGUUUGAAAAAUGUCCAACAUCCUCGAUGCGGCGUCCAAAGUGAGAUGGGACCGCACAGCUGCGGCGAAGCGAGCCGUGUUUCUUGCGGCGGCUGCUUACGGUGUCAAGACACUGUACCCCAUCAUCUGCAAGCAGCUGAGCAAAAACAAAGAUCCCAGUAACAACCGCCGGGUUUCAAAGGCGGAGAACGGCGCCACUUGUUCGGGGAAAACGCAAAUAGAUGCCCUGGAUCACAGGAAGCCAUCCCCGGGGGUAAAUGCAGAAUUUUUCAAGCAGAUCCUCGAACUUGGUAAAAUCCUCUUCCCCAGGCUUGUCUCCAAAGAGCUCGGUUUGCUCUCUUUGCACUCGGUGGCGCUGAUAUCCAGGACGUUUUUGUCUAUAUACGUGGCGAGCCUGGACGGCAAGAUUGUCAAAACGAUCGUGGAAAAGAAACCCAAGAGCUUCAUCAUCCAGCUGAUCAAAUGGCUCCUCAUUGCCAUCCCGGCCACGUUCGUCAACAGCGCCAUCCGGUACCUGGAGUGCAAACUGGCUCUGGCCUUCCGCACCCGGCUGGUGAACCAUGCCUACCGGACCUACUUCACCGAUCAGACCUAUUACAAAGUUAGCAACAUGGACGGGAGACUCGCCAACCCGGACCAGUCCCUCACUGAGGACGUCAUGAUGUUUUCCCAGUCGGUGGCGCAUCUCUAUUCUAACCUCACCAAGCCUAUACUGGAUGUGGUGCUGACCUCCUACACGCUGAUCCAGACCGCCAGGUCCAGGGGGGCCAACGCCAGCGGACCGACCCUGCUGGCCGGGCUGGUGGUCUUUGCCACGGCCAAGGUCCUGCGUGCCUGCUCGCCCAGGUUUGGGAAGCUGGUGGCCGAGGAGGCUCACAGGAAGGGCUACCUGCGCUAUGUGCACUCCAGGAUCAUUGCAAAUGCUGAGGAAAUAGCUUUCUACAGGGGACAUAAGGUGGAGAUGCGUCAGCUGCAGAAGUGCUACCGUGCUCUAGCGGACCAGAUGAAUCUGAUCCUGUCCAAGCGUCUGUGGUACAUCAUGAUCGAGCAGUUCCUCAUGAAGUACGUGUGGAGCAGCAGCGGGCUCGUCAUGGUGGCCGUGCCGAUCAUCACAGCCACCGGCUUCGCAGACAACGAAACAGCCGAUGGUCAGACGCAGGUGAUGGUGAGUGAGAGGACGGAGGCUUUCACCACCGCCCGUAACCUCCUGGCCUCAGGAGCGGACGCCAUCGAGAGGAUCAUGUCCUCCUACAAAGAGGUCACAGAGUUGGCAGGCUACACUGCACGUGUCCACAACAUGUUCGAGGUGUUCGAGGACGUCCAGAGGGGUGUUUACAAGCGCUCCUCUCUGUCAGCCACAACAGGAACAGAGAAGAAGAGCAAGCCUGAGAUGCACAUAGAUGGACCGCUGGAGAUCAAGGGUGAAGUGAUUGAUGUGGACAAAGGCAUUGUGUGUGAAAAUGUACCAAUUAUCACGCCCAGUGGGGAUGUAGUUGUGUCUUGCUUGAAUUUUAAGGUAGAGGAGGGCAUGCAUCUAUUGAUCACGGGGCCUAACGGCUGUGGGAAAAGCUCUCUGUUCAGGAUCCUCAGCGGCCUGUGGCCUGUUUACGGCGGCCGACUGCACAAACCCUCCCCUCAGCAUAUGUUCUACAUCCCUCAGAGGCCCUAUAUGUCCAUGGGUUCACUGAGGGAUCAGGUGAUCUACCCAGACUCUGUGGAGGACAUGGCUGCCAGAGGCGUGAGUGACAAGGACCUGGAGGCCAUCUUGGACAUCGUCAACCUCAACCAUAUUGUCACCAGAGAGGGAGGCUGGGACGCUGAGCUGGACUGGAAGGAUGUGCUGUCAGGAGGCGAGAAGCAGAGGAUGGGCAUGGCUCGCAUGUUUUACCACAAGCCUAAAUAUGCCCUGUUGGAUGAGUGCACCAGUGCUGUGAGCAUUGACGUAGAGGGAAAGAUUUUCCAGGCUGCCAAGGACGCCGGCAUCUCCCUGCUCUCCAUCACACACAGACCGUCCCUGUGGAAGUACCACACCCACCUGCUGCAGUUCGACGGGGAGGGAGGCUGGCGCUUCGAGCAGCUGGACACGGCGACGCGCCUCUCCCUCACCGAGGAGAAGCAGCGGCUGGAGGCCCAGCUGGCCGGCAUUCCCGAGAUGCAGCAUCGCCUCAACGAGCUGUGCAAGAUCCUGGGAGACGACUCUGUCCUCAAAACAGCCGAGGAGUGAGAGGGGGAGAGAGAGAGGGGAGGGAGGGAUGAAGAGGCCCCGAGGGGAAAAAGAGACAAGAGGGAGAAGAAGAAGAGAAGAAGCGAGGGGGAGGAGGAGGAGGAGGAGGGAGAUGGAGAGGCAAUGAAAAAAAAAGAAGUCUGGCGGGGGUUUGUUAGUAUUUUUUUCAGGUUUCGAUUUUUUUUUUUUUUUUAACUUGUUUAGAUCUUUUUUCCUUUUGCUCCGAGCCUGGUCCGUCAAAGCAGGACAGCUUUUAAUGCCAACUAGUCUUUCAGCUCUCCUUUCCCCUCUCCCUCUCCUUUUAAUCUUUCCUUUACCCUGCUCCAGUGGGAGAAGUGAAGGGGGAGAAUGAAGUGGAUUCACAAGUAUUACCCCCCCCCCCCCCCCCCCCCCCAUGUGACGCACAUGGACUGCAUUCUCAGUUGUAGAUUUUAAAUGUUUGGUUUUAGCGUUUGCCACAGUUCAGAGUGGCGGAGCUGAUAAAUCGAAAUUUACCAGGAUAGUUCAUUUGUUUGUUUUAUAGCACUUUACUCUGCUUUUAGAGGGCUGUUUCUGUUUGUUGUGGUAGCUGACAGUCAAAUAAGGUGCAUUUUAGCUGGAAAACUUUUAAUAUAGAACCAUGAAAAUGAUGUCCGAAGCAGUAUUCCAUGCCCAGUACUCCGGGUUCUGCAGGAUCCAUGCUUGUUUUUACCUCCACAAUUCCGCCGUAGAUUUUAGUUUUUACCGACCUUAAUGUGACCUCUUUGUUUGGAAAGGUCAAAAGAGACUAUUUUUCAAAACGUCACAAUAUGCCUUUGCAUGGUUUGUGUAUAUAACCUCUGUACAAUCCCUUUCCUUAUACCUCAUCCGGGCCCUUGGUAGGUUAUUGCAGACCCCUGAACCUCUGGCACUGGCUCAGUUGCAGACUCACACGAGGCUAGCAAAGAAAAAGAGCCAAUCAGAGGUCUAUUAUUAGAGCAAUUAGUGACGCGGGUCUGACUCCAAAACUAUAGGUUUCUGGUGUGUUUAACAAAUACAAAGAGCUAAAGAGGCCCUCUUCAGAGGAAGAGGAGCAAGGGGUGAAGCUGGUUGUCUGUUCUGUCUGUGAACAGUCACACAUGUAAAACACACACUGCACAUGGGCAAACAGGUAGCCAUUCAGACAAUGUAGCUGUUAGAUACACGCACACACACUGGCCACCUGUCGAAGCUCUCCCUCCACCCGUGUCUGACACAGAACACACUCUGGCUUUGUCAGCAGUGCCGCUCGUGCUCUGUGAGCCUGUUUAGAUGCAUGAUGGUACUGGACAACGGGCUGAUACACUAUGCCAAUCAACAGCUUACGCAGUGAAAGGAGACUUCAUAUAAACCUGAUAAUGAUGGAAGAAUUACUUUAUUUCUCACCUCUCUACAAUGGAGGCUGAUGUUCCUUUAAUAUCAUAAAGUGUAUGUUUACAUGCACGUAAACAUCCCAGAUUAUAUUCCACAUAUUGUUAUGUUAUAAUAUAUGAGACCUUAUUGGGUUAUUCCUAAUUUGCAUAUUUCACAAUUGGGCUUAUAUACAGGAGUAGAGAUGUUAGGGGCGUGUUUAUAGAGUGAAGACUUUGGAGCUCCUUUCACUUUUGGCUCAAAGACACUUCAGCAAAGUUGUUUCCCUCUUGACCAAUGACCGUCAUGAGGCAGCAUUGGUUUUUCUAGUUGCUGUCAAAGUUAGAUUUUAUUUCCUCAUUUAGCCUCCAUGUUUGUUACCAGCAACUUACCUGAAGCUGUGAUACUGUGAAAUGCGUGAUUAACAUCAUUUUUGUUCUAGUGAAAAACACUGUGUUCUCAUGUGGUGGUUCUAAGCUGUGGCAGCAGCUGCUUGUGUUUAUAGGUUUGUUUGUUUUUGUUUGUUUUGUGCUUCAGAUCUGUGUACGUGCUCACUGUUUCCUGCACAGAGAGGCUGAGGAUCAGUAGACUAGGCUGAUUUUUGCCCCUCAGAUUGUACUGAGUUUAAAUGGGAUGGGAGACCAUAUGUUCCAUUGUGCCAUUCAUUUAUAGUCCUCAGAUUUCACCAUAGAAACAGGGAGUUUUAUAUGUGGUUCCAUUCAUCCUGGGCCUAAAGCUGCCGGAGUAGAAGUCUCUUUUAUGCUGUGUGACACUAGAGGUCUUACUUGGUUCACCUUUAAUUUCAUAUUUCCUCUGUGAAAUUCAUUUACACAUGUUGCACCACAUUAGAAACAUGGCUAUAGUGAAAUCUGUAUGCAUUUGUAUGAAUGGCCCAGAUGUUUGCACAAACAGGGGAAACACAGGACUUGUUUUUCUUAUUCUCACACUGUUCUGAAAACAGGACUCAAUCCAAGUCACUUCCCAGCCUGAGUGACUAGCACAGUGUAAUAAUACUAAGUCAUCUCACUGGUUAACGUACCACUGGUUUGUUAACAUGGACGCCGACACCGCCCUGUCGGAAGAGAAUGGACAAUCAGUCACAUCAUCAGCAGAAUACAGACGAGUGUAUCUGAGACAACACCAUGGUUUGUUAUCACCAUUCAAAGAAAGAGGGUGAAUGAGUACUAAUUUUAGGUAAACAACUACACCUGCAUUAUCUAAUUUGAUAUGGAGCUUACAACGCGUGUUGUUUCCUAUGCAUGUUAAAGUUUAAUGACUCCCUCAGGCCUUUUGUGAACCUGAGCUCUGACUGCGUCCAAGAUGUCUAAAAGUGCCACGUCUUUGAAACCUUUGAAACCUCCUCUUUUGGCUUUUGGUGGACAGUUCAAGAAAACAAAAAAAAAAAAAGAUUUUAGACCAUUUGAAUGCAGCCGUGGUCUGCUCAGGGUGAUGGCUGCCAGGUUACCUAAGGACAAACUUAGAUUUUGCCCCCCCCCUCCCCCCAAAUGUGAAAAAGAAAAA